This is a messenger RNA of Lutzomyia longipalpis, 1831 nucleotides long. RefSeq names its product mitochondrial dicarboxylate carrier (gene Dic1). Gene Ontology annotation, biological process: thiosulfate transport; phosphate ion transmembrane transport; succinate transmembrane transport. Gene Ontology annotation, molecular function: succinate transmembrane transporter activity; sulfate transmembrane transporter activity; antiporter activity. The record is from RefSeq and is a predicted model, not a curated record. The transcript has 3 exons. Lineage: Eukaryota; Metazoa; Arthropoda; Insecta; Diptera; Psychodidae. The coding region runs from base 657 to 1523 and encodes 288 amino acids.
AUAACUUAGGACAACUUAAUCAGUCGUCCAAUGUCAGCUGUUUGCUGUCUGUGUUUUAUGGCAUUUUCGGCAUUUUCGAAUUUUGAAAAUGAAUUCUUCUAGCUUUUCUUUUUCUCUUGAUUUUAUUCGAUUUGAAUUUGAUUCAAUGAAUAAACAUAUCCAGACGGAAAAUGUCCCGGAAAACGCGAAACACCGUCACGAAAUGUAAAACAUCGAAAAAACAUAGAAAAAUGAUUUCUGUAUUGAACUUUCUAACUUCUAACAAAAUUGCAGAAUUUGUCACUCGUAUUAAUUUUUACGGCGUUUUCUAAUAAAAUGCAAUGAAAAUACGGCUUUUGGAAUGUGAAUGUGAAAGAGCUGGAAAUAUAGCUGAAAAUUGAUGAAAAUAUAAAAAAUGCAGGACUUUUUGGGAUAGAGUGAUAUUUGAAUCGUUUGAGUCUCUUUUUGGGACACUUUAAUGCCCUGAUGAAAAUGUCAUUUUUUUUGACUGUUUUUUUUUGUACAAAAUCAACAACUGUCACAAAUCCAGCAUGAAUUUUUAGUUUUAAAAUUUUCUGAUCGAAUUUUCAUUACAUUCCACGAUGUGCAAAUAAAUUUUAAGACUAUUUUAAGCUCUCUAAUUGCUCGUGUGUCCACUUGUAUUCAAAGGAGAAACAAUGUCUGACCCACGGAAAAAUAGAGUAUCACGAUGGUACUUUGGUGGAAUGGCGAGUGCUGGAGCUGCCUGUGUUACGCAUCCCCUUGACCUGCUGAAAGUCACCUUGCAGACGCAGCAAGAGGGCAAAAUCUCAAUUGUCCGGCUGACUGGGAAGGUUAUCCGGGAGCAGGGUGUCUUAGCUCUCUACAAUGGAAUUUCGGCAUCACUCCUGCGACAGAUGACGUACUCCACCACGCGGUUUGGGAUCUACGAAGUGGGCAAACAGUCCAUUGGCCAAGACUCAGGUUUCCUGGCCAAAAUCACCCUGGCUGGAAGUGCGGGCGCUGCCGGUGGACUUGUGGGUACUCCUGCGGAUAUGGUGAAUGUUAGGAUGCAAAAUGAUGUGAAACUGCCACCUGAGAGUCGCCGCAACUACAAGAAUGCCAUCGAUGGGCUCUUUCGCGUUUAUCGCGAAGAAGGUUUCCGCCGGCUCUUCUCAGGUGCUACAACGGCAACAAUGAGAGGAUUUAUGAUGACAAUUGGGCAAAUUGCAUUCUAUGAUCAAGUGAAAUCCGCCCUGCUGUCCACGAAGCACUUUGAAGACAACCCCAAGACGCACUUUGUGGCAUCCCUGGCAGCUGGUGCAAUUGCAACAACUCUCACCCAGCCCCUGGAUGUGUUGAAAACACGCUCAAUGAAUGCAAAACCAGGAGAGUUCAAAGGACUCUGGGAUCUAUUUCUCUACACGGCCAAACUCGGUCCAUUGGGCUUCUUCAAGGGCUACAUUCCGGCAUUUGUGCGGCUAGGACCGCACACCAUUCUCACAUUCCUCCUCUUGGAACAACUUCGUCUCAAUUUCGGCAUUGACAAGCAGAAAUCUGCAUAGGAACAACGACUGUGGAGGCAUAAAAUGUAGUUCAAUGGUGCUUCUUCGACACAUAAUCUAGGUAGUUAGUACCCCUUUUGGUAAAAUUGUUGGAUUUUUUCCAACAAACAUUCCGGACGAUGUGACGAUUAAAUCAUGGAAAGGUAAACGAAAACAGCAUAUAGAACAAACUAUAUUUUUGUAAAAUUGUAUGUUUAAUUUUUUGCUAUGUGUAUUGUGUACAUUUCUCUUGUUACCAGCAAUUUAUUAUUUCUAUAUGAAUGUACAAAAUUAUGUGAAGUAAUAAAUGUAAAAAUUAUAUUGUUGAA